CGAAACAAAUAACAACAACAACAACGACACACCACACACGGAUUCCGAAAAAAUACCUUCGACGAACAACAUUAAUUGAAUGGCCGAUGGAGCUGAGAACACGAAAAACGACGGGACACGCGGGCAAGCCAAACUAGACGAUCAGACGACGGCGGCGGCGAAGAACAAGAAGCAGUCGGUGCUGGAAACGCACGGGUACACCAUAGGCAGGAGCUUGGGCAGCGGAGCGUACGCCACCGUUAAGAUCGCGGUUUCCGAACGGCACAAGGCUGACGUGGCGAUCAAGAUCGUGUCGAAAAUCAAGGAGGCGGACGACUAUUUGAAAAAAUUUUUACCGCGGGAAAUCGAAGUGGUCAAAGGUCUGGAACACGAUAAUCUGAUCAGAUACUAUCAGGCGAUCGAGACGACGCACCGCGUUUACAUCAUUAUGGAGUAUGCGGAAAACGGGAGCCUGUUGGACGUCAUCAAAAAGGAAGGUCAAAUAGACGAAAUAAGAACAAACAAAUGGUUCAGGGAGAUAGUCGCCGCUGUGCAGUAUUGCCACGAGAACGGAGUAGUGCACAGGGACAUCAAAUGCGAGAAUCUGUUGCUGAACAAGGACUACAACAUCAAGUUGUCGGACUUCGGAUUCGCCCGGAACAACAUGAUAAGGAAAAACGGCCAGGUGAAAAUGAGCCAGACGUUCUGUGGCAGUUACGCAUACGCAUCGCCGGAAAUAUUAAACGGCAAGCCAUACCAACCCACCAUGUCCGACGUCUGGUCCAUCGGCGUGGUGCUCUUCGCCAUGGUGUUCGGUACACUGCCGUUCGAUGACACGACUUUUCCGAAGUUACUCAAACAAGUACAAAAACCAGUAGUUUUCCCACAAGACAUACCGGUUGCCGAUAGCUGUAAAGAUUUAAUUACAAAGUUAUUAGCACCGUUGAAAGAGCGUUUAAAGAUAACCGAUAUCAAAAAUGAGCCAUGGUAUCAACUGCCGGUGUCGACCGAAACUAAAGUUACUGGGAAAAAAGCACGUUGA
This is a messenger RNA of Sipha flava (yellow sugarcane aphid), 1021 nucleotides long. Its product is annotated as testis-specific serine/threonine-protein kinase 3-like. Gene Ontology annotation, molecular function: protein serine/threonine kinase activity; ATP binding; tau-protein kinase activity. Gene Ontology annotation, cellular component: cytoplasm. Bases 80 to 1021 code for a protein of 313 amino acids. The record is from RefSeq and is a predicted model, not a curated record. The transcript is spliced from 5 exons. Lineage: Eukaryota; Metazoa; Arthropoda; Insecta; Hemiptera; Aphididae. Gene Ontology annotation, biological process: protein phosphorylation; microtubule cytoskeleton organization; intracellular signal transduction.